Messenger RNA from Pseudogymnoascus destructans, 186 nucleotides. RefSeq lists its product as uncharacterized. The transcript has 2 exons. Lineage: Eukaryota; Fungi; Ascomycota; Leotiomycetes; Thelebolales; Thelebolaceae. Bases 1 to 186 code for a protein of 61 amino acids. The record is from RefSeq and is a predicted model, not a curated record.
AUGCCGAUUCCGACUCCUGCGGGAGCUUUGUCGGAUGCGUUCCAUGUCCUCUGCCUGCGCUGCCUUCAGGCCAAAGCUCGUGGCAUCAAGGACCACGAUUGUGUCUGGUUCCCCGCCUCCUCCAAGUGGGAGUACUGCACUGCGCAGCACUCCACCUGCGUUCCGAAACUAGUGGAUAUUGGAUAG